AUGUCAUGUAAAAACUCACCACCAGCAAAGGAAGAUACUAUUAUGUUGGAUAAUAUGGAUAGAGAGAGUGUAGUUGGCCCAGAAGCAGGACCUUUAGGAGUAAAUUGGAGUAAGCUCAGACUAGUUGAUUUGCAAGCUAUGUGUAAAAGAUGCAACCUACCUUCUAAGAGCACCAAAACAGAGUUAGUUGAAAGGCUAGAAGAUUUCUGGAACGAGUCAGAAGAAGUAGAAAAACUACAAAAGGAGUAUGAUAUUUUGAGGUUUAUGGAAAACAGACUAAAGGAGAAAAUUGAGUCUAAAUUUGAGAGUGCAGUGAUGGCAGUUCUGGAAAGAAACCUUCAACAAUUUGCAUCACAGUUUAGAAACCUUCAAGAAGUAUUAGUGGAGACUAAGUUCCUGGAAAAGAAAUUUAAAAGGAUGAGAGACCAACACGAAUAUGAUUUUGUUUGUCAAGUUGGCAAGCUACUCACUAAAGCUAUUCAGGAGGAAUCGAUAGUGAGGGUACAUGAGGCCUUUAACAUAGUAAAAAUAAGGGCCUUUACAUUAAGAACUGCAGAAGACGAAGGCUGGAGAGUUGCAGCAAAUAUCCCAAAGCUUGCACCAACAGAAAAAGAUGAGCUUCAUGAGUUGUUGAUAGAGGCAAGGAAACAGGCGAAGCCAAAAGAACAUAAACCUUUCCAGAGGCCUAGUUCACAACGUUUUACACCAUACCCCCAAGUACAAGAUUUACGACAAGGUCAGUACCAACAGGCUUAUCAGGGACAUCAGAAGCAAGCCUUUUUUACAAACUCAGGACCUUCGUUCAUGUCAGCCAACAAAAGAAGCAGUCAGUUAGUAUGUUAUUAUUGUGGUGGUAUGGGCCACAUUGCAUCAGCCUGUGCCUCUAAAACAGAAAGCAGUAUUAGUAAAGAAGGAUUUUUUGUAAAG
Messenger RNA from Cetraspora pellucida, 927 nucleotides. The record is from the annotation of a GenBank genome assembly. Lineage: Eukaryota; Fungi; Glomeromycota; Glomeromycetes; Diversisporales; Gigasporaceae.